AUGGAUAUCGCAUUUCACUAUGCGAAAAAGCGCUGCAACUAUGGGCGACAGCCAAUGUUUUGCGAACAAGGACCGGUUCUGUGCGAUAAUAUAGCGGCAAAUAUUGCUGAGCGUCGCCAGUACAUCCUGCGUAACCCUGUCCACCAGCCAACGCAACACACACCUAUAUGGGCUGAACACCAUGUCAAUACUAUACGGGCAGAGUUCACUACAACAGGCGCGAACCACUCUGAAGGAGGAUGGCCCAAGGAUGUCAAUGUGACAGACCCUGAAGCAACUCAACGUUACAAACGUAAAGUCGAGAAAGAUGAUAAUUACGUGCACUGUGUCAUGGCUUUGGCGCCGGGUAUGGAUCACUACGUACAGCAGAACAACGCCAUCGACAUGUACAGGACGUACUACGCUGAGAUGCGUCCUAUGCCGGCUUUGGAACGGAACAGCUGCCGCAUAGUCAACCAGUACAGAGACGGCGGGGGUAUUGGACCCAAACGCCCCAUCAGCUCGAUUUGCUGGCAGCCCGAGGGUGGACAAAGAUUCGCCGUCACUUAUUUAAACUUGGACUUGAACCGGAACCCAAAAGACCAUAUAAAAUCUUACAUUUGGGAUGUUGACAAUGCUAAUCAUCCAGAGUUGACAAUUACACCUCCCUGUGCUCUGUUAGAUCUGCAGUAUAAUCAGCGUGAGCCUCAUAUCAUGGCCGGGGGCCUCCUCAGUGGACAAGUGGGAGUGUGGGAUGCAAGAAUUGCUGGGAAUCCCCUACUCCUAUCACCACCGCACAUUGCACAUCGAGAUUUCGUCCGAAAUGUUCUCUUCAUUAAUGCUAAAUCAGGUCAGGAGUUUUUCUCAGCCGGACCUGAUGGGGCAGUCAAGUGGUGGGAUAUCCGUAACAUGAGCGAGACCACUGAUGAGAUGAUAAUGGAAGUGGUCAAAUAUUCCUUCGAAACUCAGACUAUGGCCAAAGCGAAUGGGAUAAGUGUGUUAGAAUUCGAACCAACUAUACCGAGUCGUUUCAUGGCGGGCACUGAAAAUGGCUUAGUCAUAACGGGCAACAGGAAAGGCAAGACUCCGACAGAAAAACUGCCAGCAUUGUUCUCAGCGCAUUUAGGUCCAGUUUGGUCUCUAGAACGAAAUCCAGGCUUCCUGAAGAACUUCUUAACUGUAGGCGAUUGGACGGCCAGAGUUUGGAGUGACGAUUGCCGUGAAUCUUCUAUAGUAAUGUCUCCACCUCAACGUCACAAAAUCACUGCUGCCACUUGGAGUCCCACCAGGCUGUCUCUCAUGCUGCUGACGCAAUGGAACGGAAAACUAGCUGCGUGGGACCUGUUGCGGCGUCAACACGAACCCGUCCUCACCAUGCAUAUCUGCAAUGAGCCUCUGCUGAGAAUAAAGGCUCACGAAGGAGGCAGUCUAGUGGCAUGCGGCAACACCAAGGGCAGUAUAUUUAUGGUGGAGCUAUCAUCAGCCUUGACCCAGUCCAGUAGAAAUGAUAAGACACUCCUCACAGCAAUGUUCGAUCGUGAAGGCAAAAGGGAACGUAUAUUGGAAAGUCGCAUGCGUGAGAUUCGCCUGAAGUUAAAACAAGGUGGGGAGAAGUCACCGCGAGGGUCCCUCCGUGACGAGGGUCCGUUUGACGUUGGUGCGGUGACAGCCACCUACAAUGCCACAGUCAAGAAAGAAUUAGCGGCGAUGUAA
This is a messenger RNA of Bombyx mandarina (wild silkworm), 1692 nucleotides long. RefSeq names its product dynein axonemal intermediate chain 2. Gene Ontology annotation, biological process: cilium movement; outer dynein arm assembly. NCBI's taxonomy places the organism in Eukaryota, Metazoa, Arthropoda, Insecta, Lepidoptera, Bombycidae. The record is from RefSeq and is a predicted model, not a curated record. Gene Ontology annotation, cellular component: outer dynein arm. Gene Ontology annotation, molecular function: dynein heavy chain binding; dynein light chain binding.